AGAUGCCCUUAGAAGGGGUUUUUGUUCAACCAAACUCAUCUUCAUCAAAACAAACCCCUGAUCUUUCUCUCCAUAUUAGCCCUCCAAAUAAUACUAAUUCCUCAAACAAAUCAUCAUCAUCAACAACACGUACAACAACACAUAAUAGUCUGACCGAGCUUUCUUUAGCUCAUCCAACUACUAAUAAUGAAGAAAAUAGGAGUUUUUCAAGAAACCCUUUUCUCCAACAAAGCCAAAACAUGAAUAGUUGUUAUAUGAUUAAUCAUCAACCACAUGGGGUUUCUUUAUUAGACCCUAUAAAGGGUAUUCCAAUUUAUCAUCAAGAUUCAUUUUCUAAUUUCUUGGAGAAAGAUCCAAAGAGAUUAUCAUCAUUUGGAUCCCUUUAUUCAACACCUUAUAUUAAUAAUUUGGAUCAUUUAUCAUUUUUGAAUAAUUCAUGUGGUACAAAUGUUUCUUCUUCUCGGAUACCUAUUGUGGCUAAUAGAUUUCACAAUCAAUAUUAUAAUGGAGUUGGAUUAGGUUCACCUUCUUCUCAUCAUGAAAAUAGUUUGAUGAUGAGAUCAAGAUUUUUACCUAAAUUUCCAACUAAAAGAAGCAUGAGGGCACCGCGAAUGCGAUGGACAACUUCACUUCAUGCUAGAUUUGUUCAUGCUGUUGAGCUUCUUGGUGGACAUGAAAGGGCUACUCCUAAAUCAGUCUUGGAGCUAAUGGAUGUCAAAGAUCUCACUCUAGCUCAUGUCAAAAGUCAUUUGCAGAUGUAUCGCACUGUUAAAACCACUGACAAACCUGCAGCUUCCUCAGGGCAAUCCGAUGGAUCAGGUGAAGAAGAUCUGUUAGCUAUAGACAGGAUUUUGGAUCAAAGAGGUCCAUCAGAUGGAUGUGAUGAACCUUCUACAACUCUUUGGAGCAACUCCUCUAGUAGUAGAGAAAGAUUAUCACAAGCUAGCUUCAACGAAUCAAAUGGACUCAUCAGAUCAUCAUCUUUUCCAUCUCAACAAAGAUUUGGCCACCAUAUAGAGGAAUGUGAAUAUUCAAGAGCAAUGAGCUAUGUAGGUUGCAGUUUGGAUCAGAAAAACCCUAGCUUGGAGUUCACAUUAGGAAGAUCAGAUUGGGUAGAAAAGAACCAUGACUAAAAUUUGGGCAUCAACACCUUCAAUAUAUUAAAUUUUAUUU
Molecule: messenger RNA, 1173 nt
Organism: Solanum verrucosum
Lineage: Eukaryota; Viridiplantae; Streptophyta; Magnoliopsida; Solanales; Solanaceae
Product: transcription repressor KAN1-like
Exons: 6
Coding region: 3-1133 (376 amino acids)
Biological process (GO): abaxial cell fate specification; regulation of DNA-templated transcription
Cellular component (GO): nucleus
Molecular function (GO): transcription cis-regulatory region binding
Source: RefSeq, a predicted model, not a curated record